Rangifer tarandus platyrhynchus (Svalbard reindeer) is the source of this 1527-nucleotide messenger RNA. The record is from the annotation of a GenBank genome assembly. NCBI's taxonomy places the organism in Eukaryota, Metazoa, Chordata, Mammalia, Artiodactyla, Cervidae.
AUGAGGCUGGGUGGGCCCUGGGCCUGGCUGCUGGGCCUGCCCACGGCUGUGGUCUAUGGCUCCCUGGCCCUCUUUGUCUCUGUCCUGCACAACGUGUUCCUGCUUUACUACGUGGACACCUUUGUCUCCGUGUACAAGAUCGACAAAGUUGCCUUCUGGGUUGGAGAGACGGUGUUUCUCCUCUGGAACAGUCUCAACGACCCCCUCUUCGGCUGGCUGAGUGACCGUCGGUUCCUCAGCUCCCAACCCCGGUCAGGUACUGGGCUCUCCUCAAGGGCCGUGGUGCUGGCACGUGUGCGGGCACUGGGCUGGCACGGGCCGCUGCUGGCACUGUCGUUCCUGGCGUUCUGGGUGCCCUGGGCGCCUGCUGGGCUGCAGUUCUUGCUGUGCCUGUGCCUCUAUGAUGGCUUCCUGACGCUUGUAGACCUGCACCAUCAUGCCUUGCUGGCCGACCUGGCCCUCUCAGCCCACGACCGCACCCACCUCAACUUCUACUGCUCCCUCUUCAGUGCAGCCGGCUCCCUGUCUGUCUUUGCCUCCUACGCCUUCUGGAACAAAGAGGACUUUUCUUCCUUCCGCGCCUUCUGCCUGGCGCUGGCCACUGGCUCCGGGCUGGGCUUUGUGGGGGCCGCACGGCUGCUGAGGCGGCGGGUUGAGGCGGCCGGCAGGGAGCCGGGCCUGUGUGAAGAAGAGCUGCUUGUAGGCAGCAAGGAUGUGGGUAGCAUCACCUUGGGCCAGUACCUCCAGCAGCUGGCACGCCACCGGAACUUCCUGUGGUUUGUGGGCAUGGACCUGGUGCAGGUCUUUCACUGCCACUUCAACAGCAACUUCUUUCCCCUCUUCCUGGAGCAUCUGUUGUCAGACCACAUCUCCCUCUCCACGGGCUCCUUCCUAUUGGGCAUCUCCUACGUUGCUCCCCACCUCAACAACCUCUACUUCCUGCCCCUGUGCCGGCGCUGGGGUGUCUACGCCGUGGUGCGGGGGCUCUUCCUGCUCAAGCUGGGCCUGAGCCUGCUUAUGCUGUUGGCUGGCCCUGACCACCCCGGCCUGCUCUGUCUCUUCAUUGCCAGCAACCGUGUUUUCACUGAGGGCACCUGUAAGCUGUUGACCUUGGUGGUCACGGACCUGGUGGACGAGGACCUGGUGCUGAAUCAUCGCAAGCAGGCAGCCUCGGCGCUUCUCUUUGGCAUGGUGGCCCUGGUGACCAAACCAGGCCAGACCUUCGCUCCGCUGCUGGGCACCUGGCUGCUCUGCUUCUACACAGGUCAUGAUCUCUUCCAGCAGCCCCCCCUGGCCCCCGUGGGGAGUGCCCAGCCCUGGCCAGAGCCCCCGGCUGCGCCCCCGGCACAGGCCCCCACACUCCGCCAGGGCUGCUUCUACCUGCUGGUGCUGGUGCCCAUCACCUGUGCUCUGCUGCAGCUCUUCACCUGGUCCCAGUUCACGCUGCAUGGGAGACGCCUGCACAUGGUCAAAGCCCAGCGCCAGCACCUGUCACGGGCCCAGACCCUGGACGUCAAGGUGGUGUGA